AUGUCUCCGAACAAUCAUCCGUCUAAUGAACCAAGCAUAUUGAUCGAAAACACUGAUCACAACGGUGACAGACAACCGGAUGAGGGAAGCAAUGCAAAAGCUACCAUAACUGUGCAAGAAGUUCAGUCAACGCGCGACGACUUCGAACGUCUGUUCGGUCUGGAUGAACAUCUAUACGAACAACCAACAACAACCCGUAGAGAACUAUGGUCUUACUAUCUUUACUACAACGGGGACAAUGGAGUUGGCCCGGGUUCUUAUAGUCAAGCACUCUUUCAAUGGGCCUUGAACGGGUCUGGUUGGCAACCGGGCACCAAUCCGCGCCAGCCAUGCACAGAUUCCUCUCCCUGCGUUGUCUCGUGGGCUGGAGGCACGCGGUCCGUCUCUUCCGUGGUCUUGAUUGCUAAUGGAUUGUGUUUUACCUUCAUGACGGUGAUAUUUGUCUGGCUCGGCAGUGCCGCCGACUACGGAUCGUUUGGUCGUUGGCUUCUACUGGCAUUGACAGUAAUAUGCUGGGCGCUACAGUAUGGUAUGAUGGCGAUCAGGCAUCCUAGUCAAUGGCCUGCCGCUAUGGCGAUGUAUGUAGUUGCAUAUAUCGCCUACGGGGCUACUCUGGUUUUCUAUGCGGCUGUGUUUCCCAGACUUGCUCGAUACAUGCCGCAUGUCCGCAAAGCUCGCGAGGAGGAUCUGAAGGAGGGCAAAAUCAGUCGGCAAGAGUAUGAUGCAAUUGAAUCCUUGGAAAGGAACCACAUCAGCAAUAUAUCGACUGCACACAGCAAUAUUGGAUAUUUGCUCACUCUCGUACUGAACUUGAGUGUUUUGCUUCCACUUCAGAACAAUAGUUACUCGAACAACCUCGCCCUCUGCUUGACAAACUCAUACUGGGUCGUUUUGGGAGUAUGGUGGUUCAUCUUUCAGCAAAAACGGCCAGGCCCUAAGGUCCCAAAGGGUUCGAACUAUGCAACGAUUGGCUUCAAACAAAUCUGGCUUGCGCUCAGGGAGGUCCGGUCUUUGCCACAGACAUUCCUCUAUUUCGUCGCUUACUUUCUGCUUGCCGAUGGGCUAAAUACAACCGGAACCUUGGUUUCCAUCAUUCAAAACGACUACGUAUCCUUUUCAUUUCUACAGUUAACGUAUCUAGGCAUCACACAGGCUGUAUGCUCAAUCGCCUCCACUUUCGGAUUCUGGUACAUCCAAAAGUACUUCAAAUUUCGGACGAAGAGCAUGUUCCUCGUCACAACCCUCUUCAGCGUCCUAAUUCCAUUCUGGGGAAUGCUAGGACUCUGGACACAACGGAUCGGCUACCAUAACCGAGUGAGUGUUCCGUCCUCCGUCACAUCCAGCUUCCAAACUCAUAGUCGUCCGCAGUGGGAAUUCUACUUCUACAAUGUCAUUUUCGGCCUGUUCCAAGCCCCCUACUACGCUUACGCGCAAACAAUGAUAAGCGAGCUCAUGCCCCAGGGCUACGAUAACAUGUUCUUCGCGCUCUUCGGCAUCACAAAUCGAGCUUCCUCCAUCAUCGGGCCCAAUGUGAUCCAGGCCAUCAUCAACGAUACGCAGAAUAACUGGAUGGGGUUUCCGUUCCUGUUUGCUGUAUGUGCUGCGGCGAUGAUGGCGAUUGCCUUUGUGGACGUGGAGAAAGGGCGCGAGGAUGCGAGGAAGUUCGUGGAGGCGCGGAAGCUUGCGCGGGUGUCUGCCGAAACCUGCCUGAGCAGAGAUGAUGUCUUGAAGGGCCCGGGUAAUAUUAUGACGGGCGCAGAGGGAAGUGGAUCGUCGCGGGAGGGAUAA
Aspergillus thermomutatus is the source of this 1788-nucleotide messenger RNA. RefSeq lists its product as uncharacterized. The record is from RefSeq and is a predicted model, not a curated record. The coding region runs from base 1 to 1788 and encodes 595 amino acids. The transcript has 8 exons. Gene Ontology annotation, biological process: amino acid transmembrane export from vacuole. Lineage: Eukaryota; Fungi; Ascomycota; Eurotiomycetes; Eurotiales; Aspergillaceae.